GGGAGGGUGGAGGGCGGGGCGCGGCUUGGGGCUUGGGUUCCUUUGCCCCUUGCCCACCAUGGAGGGGUUGGACUCGAGGGAGGGCGAACUUUCCCCUGAGAGAUUCUGGGGAAAAGGGAAAUAAGCUUCGAGUCGGUAAAACUGCGCAAGUGCACAGUCAAGAAGAGAGUCUUGGGAAAACCAACGAUAGUUCCCGGAGAUGACUUUUGGACUGCGGAAACGUUUGUCAAAGGAAAGGGGCUUCAGUUUAAUGCCCAGAGCCAUGGCUAUCUCCUCUUCCUCCUGCAAACUGCCCUUGGUGGCUGUGUGCCAGGUAACAUCGACGCCAGACAAGCAACAGAACUUUAAAACAUGUGCUGAGCUGGUUCGAGAGGCUGCCAGACUGGGUGCCUGCCUGGCUUUCCUGCCUGAGGCAUUUGACUUCAUUGCACGCGACCCUGCAGAGACGCUACGCCUGUCUGAACCACUGGGUGGGAGACUUUUGGAAGAAUACACCCAGCUUGCCAGGGAAUGUGGACUCUGGCUGUCCUUGGGUGGUUUCCAUGAGCGUGGCCAAGACUGGGAGCAGACUCAGAAAAUCUACAAUUGUCACGUGCUGCUGAACAGCAAAGGGGCAGUAGUGGCCACUUACAGGAAGACACAUCUGUGUGAUGUAGAGAUUCCAGGGCAGGGGCCUAUGUGUGAAAGCAAUUCCACCAUGCCUGGGCCCAGUCUUGAGUCACCUGUCAGCACACCAGCAGGCAAGGUUGGUCUAGCUGUCUGCUAUGACAUGCGGUUCCCUGAACUCUCUCUGGCAUUGGCUCAAGCUGGAGCAGAGAUACUAACCUAUCCUUCAGCUUUUGGAUCGGUUACAGGCCCAGCCCACUGGGAGGUGUUGCUGCGGGCCCGUGCUAUCGAAACCCAGUGCUAUGUCGUGGCAGCGGCACAGUGUGGACGCCACCACGAGAAGAGAGCAAGUUAUGGCCACAGCAUGGUGGUAGACCCCUGGGGAACAGUGGUGGCCCGCUGCUCUGAGGGGCCAGGCCUCUGCCUUGCCCGAAUAGACCUCAGCUAUCUGCGACAGUUGCGUCAACACCUGCCUGUGUUCCAGCACCGCAGGCCUGACCUCUAUGGCAAUCUGGGUCACCCACUGUCUUAAGACGACUUCUGUGAAUUCAGACCCGCCCCCACCAGCCCCCACCCCGCCAUUGUGAGCUGGUGCUCAUGUGACUUGGAGGCAGGACCCAGGCACAGCUCCCCUCACUUGGAGAACCUUGACUCUCUUGAUGGAACACAGGCUUGGCUUCUUAGGAAAGAAACUUUCACCUGAGCUUCACCUGAGGUCAGAUUGCAGUUUCAGAAAGAUGGCAUUUUAUAUAGUCAUUGUUUAUUUCAUGAAAACUGAAGUUCUGCUGAGGGCUGAGCAGCACUGGCAUUGAAAAAUAUAAUAAUCAUAAAGUCUAUGUCUGGACAUCGCCUUUGGGAACUAGAAGGGGAGUUGGUAUUGUACCAGCUGGACUAAGCUCCAGUUCUAGACCUGGCUCAUUCAACAUGCGUCCCUACAUAAAUAAAAGUGCAACACUCA
Molecule: messenger RNA, 1564 nt
Organism: Chlorocebus sabaeus (green monkey)
Lineage: Eukaryota; Metazoa; Chordata; Mammalia; Primates; Cercopithecidae
Gene: NIT1
Product: nitrilase 1
Molecular function (GO): hydrolase activity, acting on carbon-nitrogen (but not peptide) bonds, in linear amides
Source: RefSeq, a predicted model, not a curated record